Melampsora larici-populina 98AG31 is the source of this 1395-nucleotide messenger RNA. RefSeq lists its product as uncharacterized. The coding region runs from base 1 to 1395 and encodes 464 amino acids. The transcript has 10 exons. The record is from RefSeq and is a predicted model, not a curated record. Lineage: Eukaryota; Fungi; Basidiomycota; Pucciniomycetes; Pucciniales; Melampsoraceae.
AUGCAUUCAGAGAUGACCUUAAAAUUCUUCAAAGGCUCAUUCGCCCAAAAUAUCUAUCGUCUAUUGAAAUCAGUAUGUCUAGGUUAUUUGGUGCAAUCCUCAGCUCUUCCGCACCUUAAAAAUCUCACUAGCUCAGAGCCAGAGAAUAUACUUUGCGACAAACGCUUGCACUCUCCACUUUCUACCUCGGACUCGGAUUCAAGGAAAGCCUCAAAUCGAUCAAAUGCAACCAGCACCGAUCUACUUGAAGAGUGUAGAAGUCUUCCUUUGAGCCCCCAUCUGUGGCAGGAAUUGGGAUUGAAUGAAUUCCUUUUGAAUUAUCCCGGUGGGGAAUUUCUGAAUCUUCAGGUAGAUGGAAAUCUACUGAACGGAUUGAAGAUCUUUUGUCACCCCUUUUACCUUUGGGAUUAUAAGCAGUUAGCAGACCGCGUCAACUUGACCAAUUUUGAAUGUGGUAUCGGGAAACCGUGCUAUGCAGAUCAGCUCUGCCAACCCGUUCGAGGCAAAGAAUGGUGUCGCCCCGUCAAUGGCUCGAUUAAAUAUAAGCUUUCGGACUUCUAUCCUGACUCGACACACCUUUGGGAUAUCCUAAAGGCUUAUUCUAGUCUGAUAUCGGCCGCGAUUAAGGUUUAUCCGACCUGUGGUUUAUUAAGUUCCACAAGGUACUGGUAUCAAUUUAUUCAGGGAGAGUUUGGAAUGCUUUAUGGAAUUUCGGGGAUGAUGGAUGAUGUGUUGUUCAAGAAGCACUGGAAUUGUCUUUCCUACAAGAUAUCUGAGAAACAACAGUUGGCACAAAUGGCCGUCGCUAAUAUCUCACACUCCACAAUCGAAUCAGGAAUCAGCACUAUAAAAGGAAUUUACAGAGUCUUGAAGGACGGGAGGUUCUUGGUUGAUGACAUUGAAGGCAAAUUCUACUCCAAAAACCCGAUGAAGAACCUGAUAGGAGAUAAGCAAGAGGAGAUGAGACUUUCAGCUCAAUUGCAAAUCUUGGCAGCAUUAUGGAUUGAACAGCAUCCUUGCAUGGACUCUGGACUGAAUGGUGCAUGGCCUGGAGGAAAUGUGUUAUCUUAUUGUGGACCAGAUGACAUUAUGAUGAAUAUUGUUCAGGCAGAUGGGAAUCAAGAAAUAAGAAAGGUUCACAAUGCACAUCUCAUCAGUCAAAAAUACAAUCUUUCUGUUGGAUACUUGACUCAGGUGGCAUGGGAAUGUUACAAAAGUGGCAAGCAAUCUGACUAUGGUUCAUGGGAAAGUUGGGGCCGGGUCUCAGAAGAAUCAGAUUAUCCAUGUAGCUUUAAUUUGCCGGUAUGUGAUCUCACUAGGCCAGACAUUCAACAACACAAAAAUAGAAGAGGAAUAGUUGUAGCAUGUAGAAUCACCGGACAGCUUCCAAUUUGA